GGAGCGCAGAGCCUCAACAAGGACAGCAGGAAAACUCUUUGGCCAGCAGAGAGGAGCGCGACGCCGGACUGACUUUAACCCUUUUUUUUCUUUUUAAAAGAAAAAAAAUCAACUUGGGAAAUUCCGGAGCAAACCUGAAACUUGUGUGGUCGGAGGACGAACCGUCGGCUCAGCAUGGCAUCUCUGGUGAACUCUGCGUGCCUCCUGUUCUUGCCUGUUGCUCUGCUUCUGAUGUUGAGCCCGUGGCCUGUCGCUGCAGCCUCAGCCAGGAGGUGUCACUCUAUCUACAAGGGAUUCGCACAAUGUCUGAUGGCUCUUGGCGAUAGUCUGACCGACAACGCUCGCAAGGACGAGGACACGCACGAGAUACACUCCAUCUGCAGGUCAUGGGACGAGUUCCACGAUUGCGCUAACGUGGCGAUGGCUGGAUGUCCAGACGAAGCGGCGGCGGUCUGGGAGUCUCUCCGCCAGGAAUCCAAGAAGAUGCAGUUCUCCGGAAACCUUUACGACAUGUGCUCCAACCGCGACAUCCACCCAGCACCUUCAGUCUCCCCGAACAAGGAGGAGAUCAACCAGGAGUCUCUAAGAGGGCACGCCAAUCACCUGGCCAGCAGCCUCCACCUUCCCCUGUUCCUGUCUCCUCUGCUACUGCUCUUGUUGUUUUGGAUAUAACUCCCCUCAAGAAAUGGGACUAGUGUGAAUAGAUUAAAAAAAAAACUUUGUGUAUUUUUAUUUUUUCCUCCUCCACACAUCCAUAGACUUUCCACUCCUUCUUCUUCCUCCUCUGCUCUGCCAGGGGUUGAAUAUUUCUAACUGCAUGUUGCGAGGCCCGACAGUCUUUUUGAUAAUGUAUCUCUAAACUGCCUGUGUCGUUUCAUGCAUAUUCUCUGCCUUUUAAUUAGCCUCUCUGUUCGAAACACACACAAAAAUCCAUGCAGAGAUACACAGCCACUGUACAAACACGCCUGCAAACACAUACAUAGUUAAACAGAUGCGUACAGCAGCCUCAUGUCAUCUGUCGCUCCUUCUAAAUCUAUCUAGUAUGAGCUUGCAUGUGUUGGUUUCAGGGAGAGCCUGUCUCCGUGUCUGUAUAUAAGAGAGAUAUAAUAAAAGGAGUCCUGUUUGAUAGAACUUGAAGUGGUGAAGAGGCCAGAUGCCCCAACCAGUUCCAGUUAAACUCCCUGAUUAAUGGGCUUCACUUGAUCGACCAUCUGAUAAAUGGAAAAAUCCAACAUUUCUCACUAAGCCUUAGUUCUCUCUUAGGUCUCCAGUGGAUUGACAUAAAAAAAAAGUUCUGGUCUCUGAGCACUGCCAAUGUCGAAGCUCACAUCAACUCCCCCCCUCCAAAAAAACUGGCAAAAGAAAAUGUGCGUUAAUGGACGCUUCCAUCUGCAUCUACUAAAGACCUGUAGAAGAAGAGGGUGCACUGAGAUCAUGUUGCCUGUGAACAUGAUUGAAAUUAGACAUUUUUCUUUAAAUUUGCAAGUUCAUGCCCAUCACAGAUCCAGUGUUUUUCUAGACAAACUAUUUUAAUUUCAGCAACCAGACACCAUCUUUGAGUCCAACAUCCACUUCUCCUGAAACAUUUAUAUUUUGCAACAAAGGAGCUCUGGCAUGAUUCAUUUUGUGCAGUCGUUUUCAAGAGGUAAUUCUGUUUUGUUUUUUUUUGUAAGUAGGGUUGUACUCAUUCAUAUUUAGCAUUUUACCUAAAAUAGAUUGCCACGCCUCCAGUUUGAAGAAGCAGUCAUGAGUUACAGCACAGAAGGUCAAACAAGCACCACCUUAAUUCAAGCGCAUGCCAUAUUUUGAGUUUUACUGCUUCACCUGCUCAUCAGAGAAACGUUUCUAACGGCUUCUUAGCCUCCAGACUCCAUCGACUAAAGCAUGUGCAAGUUUUUGAACAAAUCUAUUCACAAGUCAAACAAAAAAGUCACUCAUGAACCUAUAGCUUGAGGCAGCUGUAGCCCUGCAAACGUCAUAUGCUGCUAGGUUAAAUUGCUGUUUUUCUCAAUGGAGUCUGGGGGCAGGAGAGAGAUGGCUAUAGAUCAAUGUAACGGUUUCAGUUACCCAUUGGAAAUGGUCUGUCUAAUGGUAAAGCAGUUAUAAUAUUCUACAUAUAGCUCAAGUGUAUGUCGAUUGAUCUAGGUGGCUAAAAAUGCAUUUUGCUGCAGCUUUGUGCCAAUACAAAGCUUCUAUAAAACUGAGAUGAGUAACAGCACAGAAGCUCAAACAAAGCCCACCUCAGUUUAAAUUUUCGCCAUAUUUUGAAUAUUACACUUCACCUGGUCGUCAGAUUAAUCUUUUCUAAUGAGACUAAAGCUGAAUCUUCCAAGUUCAGCGAUUUCACGUUGCAAAACGCAAGUUCCUUGUCUCUGUGUGAGUUUUUUAAUGCAUAUAAGUCAUAAAAUACUACAAAGAAACCAAAGGAUAGAAGAAACUGUAGCCCUGCAACGUCUGUGUUCUGCUAAGUUAAAUUACUGUUGUUCUCAAUAGAGUCUGAUGGCAGGAGAGACGUGGCUAAGAGAGCAUAGAUCAAUACAACGUUUCAGUUACCCAUUGGAAAUGUUCUGUCUAAUGGCACGGUAAAGCAGUAAUAAGAGUCUAAAUAUAGCUCACGUUUAACAUGAUCGUUUUAGGUGGCUAAAAAUACGUUUCCCCAGUGAGUAGUUCAUCGCUCAGCUUCUGAGCUAAUACUCCUGUCUGCUUCUCCAAGCUGACCACCAUCUACUGUAGGUAAUACUCCUCCCAUAGAUCCUCAUACAAAGCCGCUUCAUGGAAACUAAGCUAUCAGUCUAAAAUGAAAUAUAAUACAAUCGUAAACUAUUCUCUGUCCGUGUGGUUAUAUGAGACAAUUCCUUCUUAAUUCCAGUCAGGAAUCCUCGCUUAAUAUUUUACAGGAGUACAAAUACUCCCGUAAUUUGGAAUCACUAGAAAAUGGACCAAAGACUUCCAUGGUUAACAUCUUGUCUCCGUAAAUGUGAACCAAAAUGUAAAUGUUCUUUACCACUCACGAUUGUUUUUCCACACACUUGGAGCGUUGGGCAGCCACACAAGCUUCACCCAGGGAACAGUUUAGCAGUUAAACACCGUGGCACUUCACCUGCAACUGCUGAGGAGAUUCGAACCAAUGUCCCUCCAGUCCUAAAGUCCAGUUUUCUAACUGUUAAUCUACAUCUUCUUAACCUCAUGAGACCCUGCGUCUUUAUGUGCAGGCAUUAAGUUUUAGGUUUUAUUUCAGCCUCUUUAGCUUCAUUUAGACCCAUUGUCCUCAUUAGUGGACACUUAAGUCUUAGUCAAAGGUUAAAACCUAUUUAUCAUGCUUUUGAUCAAGCUUGAUAUGACGUGCAAAUUUAACAAGUUAGGCAAUUGUUUCUAAUUAGCAGGUACUUGUUUGAGGACGUUUGGACUUCAUAGUUUGCAAUUCUGGUUUUGCUCAGCCAUGUUCAGGUAUUAAAAUAAACUGUUUUAUAUUUUGUCACACAUUGGUGACUUUUGACUAUCAUAAUAUAAAUAAUGAAAUAAUCCCGGUGUCCACAUAUGAGGACAUUGUUUUUUCAAAAAUUGCUCCUUCCUGUUCAAAGAUGAUGCUUAAUUUUCAGACGUCUGAGGUCCUACUUAUCAAUAAUACCUUGGAGAAAUUAAACCUGCAUGCCAAAUAAAAGUUCAGGUCUCAGGAGGUUAAAGUCCUUAGAUGUUAUUAGCUAAUAUGCAUACGACAUUAUAAACUGGGUUUUAUUUUACUAGUUUCUUUGCUUCAAAUUAACACUAGAGCACUAGACACUCUUUAGCUGGCUUUGAUGAACAUCAUCUGAGGGAAUGUGAGAGUCAUCAAACUGACAGUGACUGCUCCAUCAAUUACAAUACCUGCUACUGAACAUUACUGUCAAACAGGAUGAUUGUACAGGACUGAUUAAAACCCAUGAAGGAACAUCUGCAAAGCUGUAGAAAGAUGGAGAAUGAUGGAUACAAGCAGUUCUCAAAUUAGUCAUGUGGAGUUUUAAAACGAUUAGACUCACACAUGAACAAAAGAAUCAGCUUUAUCAACUUAUAAUAACUUCCAAUAAUGAAGUGAAGAAAACCUGAGCUCUCUGAGCUGAAGUGUACCGGGCUUGUUUUUCAUCUGGUGCUUCCCCAGGUAUGAAAUCUCCCGAGGCUCUUCCUUGGCAGCCCGUGUUGUAGUCCUACAGUAUCGGACCAGCGUGUUCUCCAGUCAUAAUCACAAGCCACUCACAUUGCCAACUGGAUUUCAUGCUCCCGCAGUCGAAGCUUGGCCCUGCAGGCCUGAUGAAACUGAUUGUUAUUCUAAAUGGUUGCAGGUAACAGUUGUUUCUGUCUGGCGCAGGAUCAGAAACACUAUCAGAUUAGAGACAGCCAGCGAGAGAUGAGCACACCUGGAAAACAAACACAGUUGUGCCUAGCUGAAGAUUGGAUCCACUUGUCUAGCAGCGAGUGCGUCUUACACAAGGGGGCUUUAGGAUAUAUGUUUUUUUUUUCUUUUUCCCUUUUGUUCUUCAAGAAAAUAUAAAUAAAAUAAAAUAGAAUCAAAGCCAGGGCUGACUUUAAAAGCCAAGUUUUUGCAGAAGCAGAAAAUCCCCAAAGGCCACAGCCUUGCACUAACUUUAGGAGAGGAUGGAAAUAAAUAAAAAUGUAUUAGACAAAGAGUUCCAGAGAGAGAUGUGUUUCACCUCAAGAGCUGAAAGAGCCCGACUACCUUCGCCACUGGCAACUUUGUGAAAUAGACCUACAGGGUUGAACCAAGAGUCAUUUAGUUUAAAUGUCAAAAGCAGUUUUCUCAACCUGUGUUUUCAUGUCACACUGAAGCUGAAACUUUUUUUUUUUUUACCCUGGUUGAUACAAUUCGGCAGAAAAUAAAAUCAAAGCAGAAAAGAAGCCCAAUCAGCCCAAAGCUGCUUCCUGUUCUUCUUCUUUUUCUUUUUACUUAAGGGACUUCAACCGGAGUUAUGCUUGAAUGGUUUAAAGAGGCUGCCGUAGUUUUGAACUUUAAUUAAACUGACAGAAUUAGCAAUUAGAGGCCUCCGCGGCUGAUUCACUAAGGUGCAGCAGUUUCAGAAGUGUCUCCACGGAGCUCAGAUAAGAUACUAAAUCUGAGUCGACUAGAAACACGACCCUGCACAGGACACUCGGGCUGGAUGCGCGUUCGUGUAAAUCCACACCUACAGCACAGUGAGAUGAGUCAUUACGAGCUGGCGUUGUUUUAUGGGAAUAGAAGUAGUUCAAUUUCUGCACAGAGUUGCUCCGAAACACAGAGGAAAAACUCAUGAAAUCUCUUUUAUGAGAAGUUAUGCUGUAUGAACAAAUCCGAUUUCAGAGUUGGUUCUCAAUAACACCGCGGUGUAAAUGUAACAUUAUUGAUCGGAGCAGAGCAGGAAUUAUUUUCCAGCGCUGCAUCUGAGGCUUUUGUACAUCUCUCCGCCUCCAGUAGCAGCAGCUCUGACAAAUAGUUUCAAUUGGAACAGAAAUGAUGGCAGGAGAAAGAGAAACCGUCAGAAACACCGAUAUAUCAUUGUCCUAUUAGUGGCACUUUACAUCUGGAGAUGAUGCCAUUUCUUUAUGUUCUUUCUUUCCUUUUUUUUGUUUUUUUUUUGUUAAUCAAACGUGAAUCCCUACAGAUCUUUAAUUCAUUUAUUUUCAGCGUUUAACAAUCAGACCACAUAUGACAUUUGAGUGGAGGCUACUCUGACCUGCAGGAACACUUACUAUCCACUUGACAUUGCAGAGUUCAAUCGAUCUUCGGCCAACAGGGAACACCAGGCUGCAGAAAUACUAACCGUACAGCAACAGAGAGUCGUCCGCCUACCUGCAUCAGUGUCUUACUUUAAGAUUUAUUUCUCAUCAGAUAUAAAGAUAAAUAAAAACCUGCCGAGCACCAAAUGCACUUUGUUAUUAGGCUUGUUUUGAAGUAGCUGAUGUAGAUUUGUCCUUUUUGUCUUAUGGUUAAGCUGAAUGCCACAUAACUGUAAGGUCAACAGAUGCUUAUUACAUCCCCCGCACAAGCCUUAUUUUCACACUACUACUACUAGCACCCGCACUUUUAUGUUAGUUUUAACGAAACUCAUCAAGUCACUGGGAGAUUUUAAAGUGUGCACGAAUCACAAUUAAGCCCGAGCUGCCACGGUCUGCCAACUUUUGCUAAUUUUGUUAACUUUACCCUAUUGUGUGUGUGUAUGUCUAUUUUUUUUUUAGUUAUUAUUCAUUUUUUUGUUCAUUUGAUUUGAAAAGCACCAGAGCUUAACGUAUCUGGGGAUUUAAUCAUUGUGAUUAAAAACACAAAAAUGAAGCUGCCUGCCAGACCUAAAUAUCCUUCAAGUAUAAAAAAAAAACCUUAAUAUUUCACUCUUUACACAAACAUUUCUCUCAGUUUUGAGCUUCAGAGUAAAGCAGUUAUCUUUUCUCGCUGGUGUAUCAUUAGCUAUAAUACAGAGUAGAAGGUGACAGUUUUGUCUUUGUGCUAAUCCUCUUAGAAAUCAGUUGUUCACAGUGAUUAACGUCAGCGCAUCAGAACCAGUUCAGUGACGUUAAACAGAGAGGAGCUCAGCGACACUUAUUUGCUUUCUUUUCAAGACUUAGAUGAGAAGUUGUCUAACAAAGGAGAGAUGCAGGCGUGCUUUCUAGACUUCACACAUCACACAUUAACACAUGCAAUAUCGCUUUAAAGGUAUUUGCGCCCCUGGGAAUUAUUGUCAUUUCUGCAUAAAACUGAUGCAUUUUCACUCAAGUCCUGAACGUAGACCAAGAGAAUCCAAAUGAAUAUACUGUAUAUACAUACUUGUGCAUUUAUAUAUUCAGGUAUGCUGCAGAGACAGCAGCUAAAUAUUUCCAUUACGUGUCAUCUACAGUGUCUUGGAGGAAUUUUGCUCGUUUCUGAAUAUAGAACUGCUUCAGUUCUGACAUGUCAGUGGGUUUCCUGGCAUAAAUUGCUUGCACUGGGUCCUUCUACAACAAGAGAUUUGUUCUCAAUCUGCCUGACUGUGGAUUUGUUGAUUCCAACAACCUUUUCCAGCCUGAUGAGCAACACCAACUCUUAUAGGCGGUUUGUGUUUCUGCAUAAAGUUGGUGGAGAGGCUGCGGCGACAAUGCAGACAUCUACACAAAGCCUUCUCAGGGCCUAGCGCCGUAUCCUCCCCAGAAAUGUAACUACUAAAUAAAUGUUUGAAUUUAUUGUUUUGGAUCAAUAAAGAAUUACUAAGUUUAACUGA
Messenger RNA from Mugil cephalus (flathead mullet), 7217 nucleotides. It is a transcript of the gene nrn1la, whose product is annotated as neuritin 1-like a. Gene Ontology annotation, biological process: nervous system development; neuron projection extension. NCBI's taxonomy places the organism in Eukaryota, Metazoa, Chordata, Actinopteri, Mugiliformes, Mugilidae. The record is from RefSeq and is a predicted model, not a curated record. Gene Ontology annotation, cellular component: plasma membrane. Bases 175 to 672 code for a protein of 165 amino acids. The transcript has 3 exons.